Messenger RNA from Puccinia triticina, 405 nucleotides. RefSeq lists its product as uncharacterized. Lineage: Eukaryota; Fungi; Basidiomycota; Pucciniomycetes; Pucciniales; Pucciniaceae. The coding region runs from base 1 to 405 and encodes 134 amino acids. The transcript is spliced from 2 exons. The record is from RefSeq and is a predicted model, not a curated record.
AUGGCCCGAGCGGGAGCCACACUCCCCGGCCGGCCCGCACAGAUGGCCGGGCAUCGAGAGGAGCACAAGCUUGCCUCGCUCCGCGAGUGCGUGCCGGCCAUCCCGGGGCGAGUUCACGCGCUGACGAACCGCCUCCUCAGCGGGCCUGCGAGGAUCGCACAGGGCCGGCGGCAGCAGGAAGGGAUCAUCCACACCCGAGGCUCCCGGCCCCAGCAGACCCCGGGCACCUUCCCGAUCGCGAGCGCCCCAGAGGGCCAACGGCGCCGGGGAGAGCCAAGAAACCGUGAUCCUUUACCCCGCACGGCCCGGCGGGCGCACUGCCUUGUCCACAACCCCCUCCAAAGAUACCUUGAUGCAGCAGCCCGGAAAACGCCCCGCAAGGCCGGAGCGGCCGCGCAUGAAUGA